Lolium rigidum is the source of this 1045-nucleotide messenger RNA. Its product is annotated as cinnamoyl-CoA reductase 1-like. Gene Ontology annotation, molecular function: oxidoreductase activity, acting on the CH-OH group of donors, NAD or NADP as acceptor. The transcript is spliced from 5 exons. The record is from RefSeq and is a predicted model, not a curated record. NCBI's taxonomy places the organism in Eukaryota, Viridiplantae, Streptophyta, Magnoliopsida, Poales, Poaceae. Bases 49 to 882 code for a protein of 277 amino acids.
AAGCAUCUGGACAAUGCUCCGGAGAAUGUGAAUCUGUUCAAGGCAGACAUGCUGGACUACGACACAGUGACAGCAGCGUUUAGCGGGUGCGAGGGCGUCUUUCAUGUCGCAUCUCCAGUGCCCAUAGACAGGAUGGUUGACAAAGAGAGAGAGAUGAUGGCUCCUACUGUCAGUGGCACCAUGAAUGUACUCAAGGCUUGCUCUGCUAUGAGUGUUCAGAAACUCAUUGUGGUCUCAUCCGCCGCUGCUGUUACUUUGAACCCUAACUGGCCUCAAGAUAAACUGAAAGAUGAGAAUUGUUGGUCAGACAAACAGUUCUGUAAGGAAAAUGAGAUCUGGUACGCUCUUGCCAAGACGGAAGCUGAAGAAAUGGCCUUGGAAUAUGCAGAGAAAAGCGGAUUGCACGUCAUCACAUUUUGCCCCGGUGCGGUCUUUGGCCCUCUGUUGCAGUCCGACGUGCUCAAUAUCACCACCAAAUUCCUCCGUUAUAUCAUAAAAGGAGGUCCUGACAUAAUAAACAACAAAUUCUGGCCCAUAGUAGAUGUCCGCGAUGUCGCUGACGCACUACUCCUAUUAUACCACAAGGCGGGAUCAUCUCAGAGAUACAUAUGCUCUGAACACCAAAUGGACAUAAAAGAUUUGAUAGAUUUGAUAAAGAGCAUGUACCCUAACUAUGGUUAUGCAGACAAACUGGUUAAUGUGGAUUAUAAGCUUGCGAUGAGUUCAGAUAAACUAAAGAACCUAGGCUGGCAAGCGCGGACACUGGAGGAGACGCUUGCAGAUAGUGUGGAGUCGUACGAGAAAUCAGGUAUCCUGCAGGAUGUGGAUGGGCAACCUUGUCGGGUUCCGUAUUUCUACCGUAUGCCGCCUAUCCAAGAGUGAAUGGACACUGUUGUUGACCUGUUGUGGUUCCAUUCUUAAGUUUGAACUUCACAGAUUGUGUUUUGCAAAAAUAUGGACGCACAAGUGAAGCAUGUAUAUGUAUCUCUGUCUGUGUUUUAUUUGAAUUUGUUUGUGUUCAGCUUAUGUGCCCACCCUCAUUUGU